AUGGGCGCCGGUAGCUCCAAACCCGAAGGUUCGACUGGCUCGAAACAUGUUUUCACCAGCAACGCUCCCAUCCAAUUCUCCUCUAACCUCGUCGAGGCCCUCCAGACCAACACCGAGACCGACUCCUCCCGCGCCAAGAGCCUGGAGCUCCAGAUCCAAGCCCGCGUAGCCCAGGAACUCGAGCGCCUCCGCGAACGCGAGCAGCAAACCCUCGCCGAAAUCGAAAAGCGCCUGGCAGAAGUCAAAGACAGCGCCCCGGCCGCCCCCUCAUCAUCACCAAACAUCACCUACCCAGCGGGCUCGCUGAACCUAGACGCGCCGCGCAUCCCCUUCGCGGGCCGCGAGUACGAGUCUACCCCUGCACCCACUGCCGCCGCCGACCAGCCCAUCAACCGCGAUCUUAGCCGGGAGUCGGUGAAUGCGGAGAUUGAGCAGCUGCGCGCUAAGCUUGAGGGACGGCGGAAGCUCGUCGAGGUGGAUGAGAGUGUUGAGCGGGCGCGGAACGAGGUUGUGACCUGUUUGCGGUUGCACGAUAGACGGCCGUUGGAUUGUUGGAAGGAGGUUGAGGGCUUCAAGAGGGAGGUUGCCAGGCUUGAGGAGGCGUUUGUGGACCGUGUUGUCGGUUGA
Aspergillus fischeri NRRL 181 is the source of this 627-nucleotide messenger RNA. Its product is annotated as Mic19 family protein. The record is from RefSeq and is a predicted model, not a curated record. The transcript is spliced from 3 exons. Lineage: Eukaryota; Fungi; Ascomycota; Eurotiomycetes; Eurotiales; Aspergillaceae. Bases 1 to 627 code for a protein of 208 amino acids.